Molecule: messenger RNA, 3015 nt
Organism: Vigna umbellata (rice bean)
Lineage: Eukaryota; Viridiplantae; Streptophyta; Magnoliopsida; Fabales; Fabaceae
Source: RefSeq, a predicted model, not a curated record
GAUCCUCAAUUGUGCUUUUUAUAGUUCGCUGAUGAGAAGGUUCAAUGGCUGCAUAUUGGCAUGGUUGGUCCAGUUUGGAAUGAAAAGCAGCGUUGUGCAACAGGAUUUGGUGUUGCUACUUUAGUAGAAUGGGUUUUGAAGAACGCAUCUUAAAUGUCAACUGGAUUGUUGAACUAGUUUACUGCACUGCAUUAUAAGUAAACUAAAAAUUAGUUUACAGAACUGCACUGUACUAUGAGUGAACGAAAAACAGUUCAGUUCGCCCGAACUAUUUUUUAGUUCAGUUUAGUUCAGGCGAACUGUUUAGUGCAGUGUAGUAUACUUUGCCCACCCCUAUCUGUAACCACUUCUUUGGAUGCAUGAAUGUGUUGCUUUGGUGACUAUUAAAAGAGUGGAGGGGUGAACUUUGUAUAUGAGUCUUAUAGUGGUGUUGACAUAGUAGUAUUCAAAGAAAUAUAAGGAUACAAUCUUUGUUAUGUAAAAAGAACCUUAGUCCUUACCUUCAUGCAAGAGAGAUAAAGAUGCGAAGAUAUUUGAAACAUAGAAAAGCUUUGAUUGCAAACCCCAAAUACCAACUUCGAUUGCCUCACACUCAAAAUAACCGCCAUUCUCAACACAUCAACAACCACCCUCGUGGUCUUCAUGACCUUGUUCGUCUCUAUGCGGCACGUAAUCAAAUCGAACUUGCUCGUCACUUGUUUGACCAAAUUCCAAACCCAAAUGUUGUUUUGUUGAACAUGAUGAUCCGAGCUUAUGCUUGGACUGGCCCUUUUCAUCAAUCCAUUCAUAUGUACCAUCGCAUGUUGCAACUAGGUGUUACACCCAACAACUUCACCUUCCCUUUUCUUCUCAAAGCCUGUUCAGCUCUCCAAGCAAUUGAACUUGGGAGACAAAUACAUGACCAUGUUCUCACACUUGGCCUACAGGCCGAUCUCUACAUUUCCACUGCCUUGCUUGACAUGUAUGCCAAAUGUGGCAAUUAUUUUGAAGCACGCACAGUAUUUGACAGUAUGUCCCACAGGGAUAUUGUCUCAUGGAAUGCAAUCAUUGCUGGCUUUUCAUUUCAUGCUUUUUACAAUCAAACAAUUCACUUAGUUGUGCAAAUGCAGCUAGCCGGAAUAGCACCUAAUUCUUCCACUAUUGUAUCUCUUUUACCCACAAUUGGACAAGCUAAUGCCUUAUGCCAGGGGAAGACUGUUCACGCUUACUCUGUAAGAAAGAUCUUCAGUCAUGAUGUGGUUGUUGCAACUGGGCUAUUGGAUAUGUAUGCUAAGUGCCACCACUUAUCUUAUGCCCAGAAGAUCUUCAAUGCCCUGAACCAAAAGAACGAGAUAUGUUGGAGUGCUAUGAUUGGGGGAUAUGUCAUUUGUGACUCCAUGAGAGAUGCUUUGGCCCUUUAUGAUGACAUGGUGUAUAUGCAUGGCUUGAAUCCUACACCUGUCAUUCUUGCAAGCACACUUCGAGCAUGUGCAAAUCUCACUGAUCUGAAUAAGGGGAAAAACUUGCACUGUUACAUGAUUAAAUCAGGGAUUAAUUCAGACACAACAGUGGGAAACUCACUGAUAUCAAUGUACGCCAAGUGUGGGAUCAUGGAUGAUGCACUUGGAUUUCUUGAUGAGAUGGUUAUAAAAGACUCGGUUUCUUAUAGUGCUAUUAUUUCUGGAUGUGUGCAAAAUGGCUAUGCAGAAAAAGCUGUACUUAUUUUUCGCCAGAUGCAGUUAUCUGGGACUGACCCAGAUUCCGCGACCAUGAUAGGUUUGCUUCCAGCUUGUUCCCAUUUGGCCGCUGUACAACAUGGGAUCUGUUGCCAUGGAUACUCAGUUGUUAGAGGCUUCACUGCAAAUACCUCCAUUUGUAAUGCCAUCAUUGACAUGUAUGCAAAGUGUGGAAGGAUUCAUAUCAGUCGGCAAGUUUUUGAUAGAAUGAAAAAGAGGGAUAUUGUUUCGUGGAAUACAAUGAUAAUUGGUUAUGGCAUUCAUGGGCUAUACAUAGAAGCAUUUUCAUUGUUUCACGAAUUACUAGCAUCAGGCAUGAAGCCAGAUGAUGUGACCCUUAUUGCUGUUUUAUCUGCAUGUAGCCAUUCAGGACUUGUGACGGAAGGGAAAUAUUGGUUUAAUAGCAUGAGCCAAGAACUCAACAUCUCACCAAGAAUGGCACAUUAUAUAUGCAUGGUUGACCUCCUGGCCCGAGCAGGAAAUCUGGAUGAAGCGUACUCCUUUAUUCAAAAGAUGCCGAUUGAACCCGAUGUUCGUAUAUGGAGUGCAUUGCUCUCUGCAUGUAGGACCCGCAAUAAUGUUGAAAUAGGUGAACAGGUGUCAAAGAAGAUACAGAUGCUGGGACCUGAGGGUACUGGAAAUUUUGUUCUUAUGUCUAACAUCUAUAGUUCCGUGGGCAGAUGGGACGAUGCAGCACAUAUUAGAAACAUACAGAAGCAUCAAGGUUACAAGAAAAGCCCAGGAUGCAGUUGGAUUGAGAUCUCCGGGGUAAUCCAUGGAUUUAUUGGGGGUGAUAGAUCUCAUCCACAGUCAGUAUCCAUAAAUAACAAGUUACAAGAACUGUUGGUGCAGAUGAAAAGAAUGGGAUAUCAGGCAGAUUCUGGUUUUGUUUUCCAUGAUGUUGAAGAAGAGGAGAAGGAACAGAUUCUCCUUUAUCAUAGUGAAAAAAUAGCCAUUGCGUUUGGAAUUCUUAAUACCAGUCCUAGCAACCCCAUUCUAGUUACAAAAAAUUUGCGUAUAUGUGUUGACUGCCAUAAUGCAGUAAAAUUUAUGACUCUUAUAACAGAGAGGAGGAUAACAGUAAGAGAUGCAAGUCGAUUUCAUCAUUUUGAGAAUGGAGUCUGCAAUUGUCGGGAUUUCUGGUGAGAGAAAGAAAAGUUGGAGUUGCACCCCUUGCCACAAGUUCAUCCUGCACCCCUUGCUGCUUGAACCAGUUCAUUAGCACGGAAGAUCAGGUGUGUUUUUAUUUAUGAGAAAAGUGUAUAUUCUCAAUUCAAAGGCGAGAAAAUGCAUUUGUUUA